This is a messenger RNA of Malassezia pachydermatis, 684 nucleotides long. RefSeq lists its product as hypothetical. Lineage: Eukaryota; Fungi; Basidiomycota; Malasseziomycetes; Malasseziales; Malasseziaceae. The transcript is spliced from 4 exons. The record is from RefSeq and is a predicted model, not a curated record. Gene Ontology annotation, biological process: ribosomal large subunit biogenesis. The coding region runs from base 1 to 684 and encodes 227 amino acids. Gene Ontology annotation, cellular component: nucleolus.
AUGGCGAACCCACGGCAGCGUCGUAAGGCGCGUUCGGGCAAAUACUCGGGCGCGACCAAGAGUGCGAAGCGUGCACAGAACAAGCGCUUGAAGCGUGCGCCCACGGUAAUGGGUCCGGAUAUUCUGCGUGAAAAUUGGGACCCAACGUUGACAGUGCGCCAGAACUAUGCCAAGCUGGGUCUAGUUCCGUCUCUAGCACAGCAAUCAGGUGGUCUUGAUCGAAAUGAUCCUUAUAACAAGGCGGCUAUGUCCUCGCAAGCGCCAGCGGAGAGUGAGAACAGCCGUCCCCGCAAAGGCAUGGCACGUGUCAUUCGUGAUGAAAAGGGCCGUGUCGUAGACAUUGUCGAGUAUGAAGAAGAGGCAGAGGAGGCCGACACAAAGACGCCAUGGGGCGACACGCUGAACCAGGAUGAAGACGAGCCUGCGAACCUCACGAUGCUGCCUCCGCGUCUGCAUGAAGGCAAGGAAGGUGCUACGGUGCAAGCUUUGGAAAAGUUGUCCAGCGAAGACAAGCCUGUGCCGCGCUUUACGUCGGUGGCAGAGCACCAGUGGCUUGUGGAGCUGAUUUGUGCGCAUGGUACGGACGUACAAGCGAUGGCGCGUGAUCGGAAGCGCAACGUAUGGCAAAAGACUGCUGGCGAAAUUAAGCGCGCCAUUCGCAAGGCGGGUCUCAUUGAUCUGUAG